AUGGCUAAAAGCAGCGCCGAACAUCAUGAUGACUUUGAUGCUGAUGAAUACUUAGCAAACAAUCGACUACCAGCUGAUAUUGAUGAUCUCCAAAGAGAAAUCGAUCGCUAUCAAGAAGAACGUGAACGAGCUAAUCGAGAACUUCGAGCCGCUCAACAGAUCAUGAAAGAAAUGGAAAAAGAAGAGAGAAGAUCCGUAAAACCUCUCCAAGAAUUGGAAGAACAAAUGCGACAGGCAAAGGAAGAAAUUGCUCCACUUGAUACACAGCUAAAUCAAUUACGUGCAGAACAGGAACGAUUAGAAGAUGAAAAAGAUCAAAAACAGGAUGAAUUAAAUGAACAAGAGCGCAUACUUGAAAAACAAACUGAAGAACUUGAAGAACUCAAAGAACAAAUACAUGAAUAUGAAGAAAAGUUAGAGAAUCUACGAGAAGAGGAGGAAGCACUGGAACGAACAAAACAGGAACUUGAUGCGAAAAUUGCUGAAACUAAAAGGCAAAUUCAACAACUCGAGCAAGAAAUCAAAGAGGCAAAUGCUCGGAUACAACAACUACAAUAA
This is a messenger RNA of Didymodactylos carnosus, 558 nucleotides long. NCBI's taxonomy places the organism in Eukaryota, Metazoa, Rotifera, Eurotatoria, Philodinida, Philodinidae. The record is from the annotation of a GenBank genome assembly.